GUAAUUGUGGGCAGUAUUUUCGAGGUAGUGUGGGCCACCAUCAAACCAGGCACAUCCUUUGGGAUCAGUGUGUUACGAGCUCUGAGACUUCUUCGCAUUUUCAAAGUCACAAAGUACUGGGCUCCUCUUCGUAACCUGGUGGUCUUGCUAAACUCCAUGAAGUCCAUUAUCAGUUUGCUCUUCCUCCUCUUCCUCUUCAUCGUAGUCUUUGCCUUGUUGGGGAUGCAGCUGUUUGGUGGACAAUUCAACUUUGAAAACGGGACUCCGCCCACUAACUUUGACACAUUUGCAGCGGCGAUCAUGACGGUGUUUCAGAUUCUUACAGGAGAGGAUUGGAACAUGGUGAUGUACGACGGUAUCAAGUCCCAGGGAGGAGUCAACGACAAAGGGAUGAUUUUCUCCAUUUUCUUCAUUGUCCUCACACUCUUUGGCAACUACACUCUGCUUAACGUCUUCUUGGCCAUCGCCGUUGACAACCUGGCCAAUGCCCAGGAGCUCACUAAGGACGAGGAGGAGCAGGAUGCGGCAGCCAAUCAGAAGACAGCGAUGCAGAAAGCGAAGGAGGUGGCCGAGGUCAGCCCGCUGUCAGCUGCCAACUUGUCUAUUGCUGCGAAAGAACAGCAGAAGAACCACAUCAACAAAGGGGGCAGCAAGUCAGUGUGGGAGCAGAGGACGAGCGAGAUCCGCCGACAGAACCUGAUGACGAGCCGCGAGGCGCUCUACAACGAGCUGGAGCAGGAAGAGUGGAAGGUGGGGGAGGGAGAGGAGCCCCAGGUGCCCUUCCCACAACGGAAACCACGUGGUGAUAUGAAGACACACCUGGACCGGCCGCUGGUGGUCAACCCGCAGGACAACCGCAACAAUAACACCAACAAAACCCAACCCGGUGAGCUGCCUCUGGAUCAGGAAUAUCAGCGGCAGGACGUCGACCACUACCGGCGUGCAGCGCACCACUAUCGUCACCAUCACCAUCACCAUCCGAAAGCAAUCGCACCUAUCAACAGCGAGCAGCCAGGACAGCCAAUGGAGACGCGGAUGGAGCACGGCUUCAGCUGCACGUCCCUGGGCAACGUGGAGGGUCAGCAAGGUGAAGAGAGGCACAGCCACAGGAGCCACCGGGGCCACCGGCACAGGAACAAGGAAGGCAGGGAGACUCGCAGCGUGUCUCCCCGCCACAGCGAGAGGGGAGAGGGAAACAACGAGCACAGGAGGUCCAGGCAGCACCGCAGGGCAGCUAAAGAGGGGGAGGAGGGCAAGAGACACAGAUCCAAGGGCACAGAGGGUGAAGGAGAGAAGGGCGAAGAAGGAGAGGUGAGGAAGACGAGACGGCAUCGCCAUGGAAACCAAGAGAGAAGCAGAGGGCAUCGCACGAGAAAGGAGCACCACAGCACAGGUCCCAGCCUCUCCACCACCCGACCCAUACAGCAGUACAAUGAGGACCUGGACAACUUCCGCAACAACAGCAAACUAGCCAGUGCUCACGAACACCCUUACGACCUUCCGCCGGACCACCCGGACCACGUCAACAACCUGCUGAACUGCCGAGACGCAGACACCCACACCCUGCUCCACAGCAUGGACAGCCUCAUCCUUACCAGCAUGGUCAAACCUGAAUACACAAGCAUAGACAUGCCCCCUGUUUACCCCUACCCCUCAACCAACGCCAUCCUGCAAGUGAACAAGAACGCCAACACCGAUCAGAAGAAGAGCGAGGAGAAGAAGGAGGAGGAAGACGACGAAGGGGAUGAAGACGGCCCUAAACCGAUGCCUCCCUACAGCUCCUGCUUUAUAAUGUCCACCACAAACCCGUUUCGGAAGUGCUGUCACUACAUCUUGACUCUGAAGUAUUUUGAGUUCAGCAUCCUGUCUGUCAUCGCUAUGAGCAGCAUCGCCCUCGCUGCAGAGGACCCUGUCCAGCCUGAUUCACCGCGAAACAAUGUGCUGAAAUAUUUUGACUACGUUUUCACAGGCGUCUUCACUUUUGAAAUGUUGAUCAAGAUGGUGGUGCUCGGCUUGUUUCUCCACCAGGGCUCCUACUUCCGCGACUUGUGGAACAUUCUGGACUUUAUAGUGGUUAGUGGUGCUCUGGUGGCCUUCGCCUUCACGGGGAGCAGCAAGGGUAAAGACAUCAGUACGAUCAAGUCCCUUCGUGUGCUGAGGGUGCUGCGUCCUCUUAAGACCAUCAAACGUCUCCCCAAACUAAAGGCUGUGUUUGACUGUGUGGUCAACUCUCUGAAGAACGUGCUGAACAUCUUAAUUGUCUACAUGCUCUUCAUGUUCAUCUUUGCUGUGGUGGCCGUGCAGCUUUUCAAGGGCCGCUUCUUCUACUGCACGGACGAAUCCAAAGAGUUUGAGCGCGACUGCAGGGGCGAGUACUUAGUGUAUGAUAGGGAUGAGGUUAAAGCGCAGAAGCGGGAGUGGAAGAAGUACGAUUUCCACUACGACAACGUGGCUUGGGCCCUGCUCACCCUCUUCACGGUCUCGACUGGAGAGGGGUGGCCGCAGGUGUUAAAGCACUCAGUGGACUCCACCUAUGAGAAUCAGGGCCCGAGCCCAGGUUAUAGGAUGGAAAUGUCCAUCUUUUACGUGGUGUACUUCGUUGUCUUCCCCUUCUUCUUCGUUAAUAUCUUUGUGGCUCUCAUCAUCAUCACCUUCCAGGAACAGGGGGAUAAGAUGAUGGAGGACUAUAGCUUAGAAAAGAAUGAGAGAGCUUGUAUAGAUUUCGCCAUCAACGCCAGGCCUCUUACUCGCCAUAUGCCAAAGAACAAACUCAGCUUCCAGUAUCGCAUGUGGCAGUUUGUGGUCUCUCCGCCCUUCGAGUACAGCAUCAUGGCUCUAAUCGCGCUCAACACUGUCGUCCUCAUGAUGAAGUUCAACGGUGCUUCGGACACCUACAACGAUGUCCUGAAGUACCUCAACAUUGUGUUUACGACGUUCUUCUUCUUGGAAUCAGUCCUCAAGAUCGUCGCUUUCGGCCCUCUGAAUUACUUCAGAGACGCCUGGAACAUUUUUGAUUUUGUCUCAGUCCUUGGAAGCGUCACUGACAUAUUAGUUACAGAGCUAGGGAAUAACUUCAUCAACCUGAGCUUCCUGAGGCUGUUCAGAGCAGCUCGUCUCAUCAAGCUGCUGAGACAGGGAGAGACUAUCCGCAUCUUGCUGUGGACCUUCGUCCAAUCCUUCAAGGCUCUGCCAUACGUGUGUCUGCUCAUUGCCAUGCUCUUCUUCAUCUACGCCAUCAUUGGCAUGCAGUUGUUUGGGAAUCUGUCACUAGAUGAGGAGAGAGAGAACGCCAUCAACGAGCACAAUAACUUCAGAACCUUCAUCAUGGCCCUAAUGUUGCUGUUCAGGAGCGCUACAGGUGAAGCGUGGCAUGAUAUCAUGUUAUCGUGCCUGGGGGGUAAAGAAUGCGACCCAGCUUCAGGGAACACAGAACCCGAGUGUGGCAGCACCUUUGCCUACACCUACUUUGUCUCCUUCAUUUUCCUCUGCUCUUUCUUGAUGCUCAAUCUGUUUGUGGCCGUCAUCAUGGACAACUUUGAGUACCUGACCAGAGACUCUUCAAUCCUGGGGCCGCAUCACCUGGACGAGUAUGUAAGGAUAUGGGCCGAGUACGACCCUGCUGCCUGCGGGCGCAUACAUUAUAAGGAUAUGUACAGUUUAUUGCGAGUUAUCUCCCCUCCCCUGGGCCUUGGCAAGAAAUGCCCACAUAGGGUGGCCUGCAAGAGGCUGCUGCGAAUGGAUCUGCCGGUUGCAGACGACAACACGGUACAUUUUAACUCCACCCUCAUGGCGCUGAUCAGGACAGCACUGGAUAUAAAGAUUGCCAAGGGUGGUGCAGACAAGCACCAAAUGGAUGCAGAGCUGAGAAAGGAGAUGAUGGCGAUUUGGCCAAACUUAUCGCAGAAGACACUGGACUUGCUGGUCACACCGCAUAAGGCAGCCACAGACUUGACGGUGGGCAAAAUCUACGCCGCCAUGAUGAUCAUGGAAUACUACCGGCAGAGCAAGACGAAAAGGCUGCAGGCCCUGCGAGAGGAACAGAACCGAACGCCAUUAAUGUUUCAGCGCAUGGAGCCGCCCUCAGAGGGAGGGGGCACGGAUGGCCAGGGGGGGCAGGGCCUGAAUGGCCUCCCCAGCACCCAGCCGGACAACGUCAACAGCAUACCUCCCGAAGGUGGCAUGACUGACAGCCAGUCGUGGGUGACGACCAAAGCCCAGGAGAUGUUCCAAAACACGGGUAACUGGAGCCCCGACAGACCCUACCCUGACGAUCUCCACGACAACCGGCACAACCCACAGACGGUAGAGAUGAGGGAGAUGGGGCGGGACGGGUACUCCGACACUGAGCCCUAUCACCCAAUGGAUGGGCAUGGGCGGACCCUCUCCAUGCCCCGCCUCUCGGCAGACAACCAAACCAUCACAGACACCAGUCCGAUGCGUCGCUCCACCUCCAGCCUGGUCCACGGGCGCACGGGCCGGGGCGUGAGGCUGGAUGACUACUCCCUGGAGAGGGUGGUGUCCGAGGAGGGGAGGCACGGCGGAGGGCGGAGGCACAGGGACCGGAGUCACCGCACCCCCUCCCAACGUUCCCUGACCAGAUACACUGAUGCUGACACGGGUCUGGGCACAGACCUCAGCACCACAACGCAGUCGGGCGACUUGCCACCCAAGGAGCGCGAGCGGGACCGCGGCAGGACCAAGGACCGUCGUCACCACCAUCACCACCACCAUCACCACGGCUCCAUGGACAAGGAACGUUACGGCCCCGAACGCCACGACUACCCACACAGGCAUCCCCAGGACCGCCACUGGUCCCGUUCGCCCAGCGAGGGGCCGGAGGGACGGGGUCACAGACAGGGCAGUAGUUCGGUGAGCGGCAGCCCGGUCCCCUCCACCUCGGGGACCAGCACUCCGAGGAGAGGCCGUCGUCAGCUGCCCCAGACACCCGCUGUCCCCCGUCCACAUGUCACCUACUCCCCCGCUGUCCGCAAGCCCAGUUAUGGCCCUCCGGGGCCGGGCCGCCUGCGCUCACCUUCACCCCGACACUUCUCCCCACCAGACCACGAAAGAGGCUACCACCACCGACCUCCGUCACGCCACGGCUCCCCCCACCACGGGGGCUCUUCGUCCAGGCACGGUUCGCCGCGCUCCCCUAGACACCAGUCCCCGCGCUCACCCCUCCAUGGCUCGCCCAGGUCCCCUCACCGAGGCCGCUGGAGUGGGCCUCCGCCUGGGGACAGCCUGGAGGGUGACGGGCCUUUCUACGAGCGUGACUACGAGUACGAGCGGCACCAUGAGCCCCCUGCCUAUGAGCAAAGCCUCUCCCAUGGCAACCCGCACCCACAUGGGGGGAAUCCUCACCCACACCCACGCUCACCUAGGACUGCCCGUCAAGGGCCCCCUCCACCCCCUCACCCGCAUCCUCGCAGGGUGCCCAAUGGCUACCGCUCAUCUUCACCUUCCCACACAUCGACGGGGACCACCUGGGGCGCCCCCCACCACACCCACACCACCGGCCCCCUCAUCCCCGAGGGCCCCGCAAGGGCCUACAUGAACCUUAUAGUGAGACGGACGAGGAUGACUGGUGCUAGCGACCACAGGGAGUGAGAGAUAAGGGCAGGAGAGGAGAAGAACAGCCGCCUCCAGUGCUCUGGCCUUGAAUAUGUAGACUUUUAACAAAGCAGAGGUGGUAGAGGAGAUGUUGGGGGGAGGGGUUGGACGUCCUCCAGACCCUUACACCUUCACCCCUUGGACUCAAAAUGUGAGGAAGGGGCAGAGGGGAGGGGGAUGAUGGUGCUGCGAAUAGCUUUUCACACAUUUUGUGUAAGACUCAAAUCAGUGACAGAGCAGCAGAUGAAUAACUUGAUUUUAAAAAAAAGACAGCAAAGACAACUGGACAAGGCCCGGGCACAGUUUACCUCUCCCUCUCUCAGUCACAGAACUACGCUUCCCAGAAUUCUCUGCUUGACCAGCAAGGCCAGGCUGCAGGAGGAAGAGAGUGGUGUGAGAACAGAAAGCGAGGGAGAAGCAUGUCGUGUAAAAAAUUAAUUAAUUAAAAAAGAAAAAAGGCCAAGGAUGAUUGCAGUUUGCGAGGCCUAAAAGCACUUCUCCCAGACUGACGCGGUGUAAUUGGUUAGUUUUGUCAGAUCUGUGCUGUUUGUCGCUGGCCGGUCUGCUACUGUAAAAGCCUGAAAAUGAGCUGGAACACAGAGUCCACUGCUUCGACUCUGCUCCUCAACAGAUACUUUUAAAAGGAAAAUAAAAUUAAUAAAAAGCCAGGACCCCCUAACCCUUACAUGCCAAGCUAUGCCUCCAGAAAAAUCAAAAUUGAACAAUGAAGAACAAAAUGAAACUUUACAUGACAAUGAAAAGAAAAAAAAAGGGAGAAAAACCACUUUAUCUUUAAACUUUUUCCUUUCCAAGGGACAUAACCAGGAAGCUCCGCCUAUACUGCAAAAACCAGCCAAUCACAGCGCUGGCUGAUAUUUGAUGAGUUUUAUCAUCUCUGUUUACUGUUAAAGACUCACUUAAUGCUGAACUGGUGUGACAUCACUUCCUGUCUGGUGGUGGUGGAAGU
Scomber scombrus (Atlantic mackerel) is the source of this 6577-nucleotide messenger RNA. RefSeq names its product voltage-dependent P/Q-type calcium channel subunit alpha-1A-like. Gene Ontology annotation, cellular component: voltage-gated calcium channel complex; neuronal cell body; membrane. The record is from RefSeq and is a predicted model, not a curated record. Gene Ontology annotation, molecular function: high voltage-gated calcium channel activity. Lineage: Eukaryota; Metazoa; Chordata; Actinopteri; Scombriformes; Scombridae. Gene Ontology annotation, biological process: calcium ion import across plasma membrane; chemical synaptic transmission.